Molecule: messenger RNA, 595 nt
Organism: Pteropus alecto (black flying fox)
Lineage: Eukaryota; Metazoa; Chordata; Mammalia; Chiroptera; Pteropodidae
Gene: DNAJC15
Product: DnaJ heat shock protein family (Hsp40) member C15
Exons: 6
Biological process (GO): protein import into mitochondrial matrix
Cellular component (GO): PAM complex, Tim23 associated import motor
Molecular function (GO): ATPase activator activity
Source: RefSeq, a predicted model, not a curated record
CCCGCGGCGCGCGAGCGGCUGCGCUACGCCGAGUACUCGCCGCCCUCGGCCGGGCGGCCGGACGCGGACCGGGACCAGCGCCUGGCCAGAAGCUUGAUUGCCGUGGGACUGGGUGUUGCAGCUUUUGCGUUUGCAGGCCGCUAUGCAUUUCAGAUCUGGAAACCUCUAGAACAAGUCAUCACAGAAACUGCAAAGAAGAUUUCAACUCCUAGCCUUUCAUCCUACUAUAAAGGAGGAUUUGAACAGAAAAUGAGUAGGCGUGAAGCUAGCCUUAUUUUAGGUGUAAGUCCAUCUGCUGGCAAGGCUAAGAUUAGAACAGCUCACAGGAAAAUCAUGAUUUUGAAUCACCCAGAUAAAGGUGGGUCUCCGUACUUAGCCACCAAAAUAAAUGAAGCAAAAGACUUGCUGGAGGCAACCACCAAACGUUGACUGCUCCGAAGGGAAACGGGGGACUUAAAAAACAAAGUCCUGCAAAUUAACCUCACCUUCCACCGUCAGAAUUUCACACGUGUGCCGCCCAUGCAUAAUGACCCAGUCCGCUGUUAAGCUAUAUAAUAAUAAAAGUUAAAAAUCUGUCCUUUUAUUACCUUUUAAA